Stereum hirsutum FP-91666 SS1 is the source of this 1368-nucleotide messenger RNA. RefSeq lists its product as uncharacterized. Gene Ontology annotation, molecular function: protein binding. The transcript is spliced from 2 exons. Bases 1 to 1368 code for a protein of 455 amino acids. The record is from RefSeq and is a predicted model, not a curated record. Lineage: Eukaryota; Fungi; Basidiomycota; Agaricomycetes; Russulales; Stereaceae.
AUGUCAAGCCUUCGCGAUACUCGCAAGGGCUCCGAACAAGCGAAUAUAUGGGCCUCCGGUUUGCCCUUCGGCAUAUUAUCCCCUGCCAUUGUUAGCGACGUACGCGACACCAUUGAUCAGGAGGUCGCAGACCUCGAAGCUGCCAUUGCACGAUUGAAGGCGUACAGCAACUCUUUAGCCAACACCUCCUGUCUCCCACCCGAGAUUUUGUCCAAUAUUUUCGUUCUAUAUGCUACUUCCAUUAAGGGGACAAGCUAUGGUUACAUUCUUCACUGGUUGGUCGUUACUCGAGUCUGUCGCUCCUGGCGAGCCAUUGCGCUCGAUACAGCCGAAUUAUGGGAGCACCUUGACACAGACUCGAUAACCGCAAGCGUGCGGCGUCAGGCUUUAAUCCUACGCUCUCGCUCAAAGGUGUCGAUUAUCAAAAUCGACUUCUCCAAUAGUCACAGCACCUCCGAAUGGGUUUGCCAGGCUAGCCAAAUUCUGGCCGUUCGUCAUGGAGAAGUCGCUAACUUGGACAUUACGCUCUCCAGAAAUACUUUCCAUAAAGUGUUAGGCGUCCUCGACGGACCUAAUCCUCGCUUGGAAACCCUUGUCUUGCGAAGCGAUGCGACGCGCCAGGCACCAAUUUCCUUCCUCCACCUCUUCUCAGGACAAGUGCCUUUAUUACGCCGCCUGCAUGUCCAUAGCUGCAAGAUAAUGUGGCAGCAUCUGGUCACUGCAUCACCCCGCCUCACUCAUCUCGACAUCGAGCAUACGGUCGCUCGUAUCAGCCUCAACGGCGUUUGCGAUACUCUCCGUCGCCUUCCCCAGCUCGAAGAGCUUCGUCUUCCAGGGUUUCUCUCCGUUGACCUCGAACCUGACUAUCCUUCAUUGCGACGCAUCGGCAUGCUGAAACUGCGUCAGCUGAAGUUCGAGUAUAUCCAGGCCCAGGCAGGAUGGGACAAUUGUGCGAAACUAUUGAAACGCCUUGAGCUCCCUAACCUCGUUCAGAUAGAACUUCGUUAUGGCCAGCCCGCCGGUGCUCCGCCGCCCAACACACACUCAUUCACAGACUGUGUGAUCGACUCUGUCGGAUCCCUUAGAAAUAUAUUCAGCUCAGACGAGCAAGCAGAGCCCUAUGUUGAGCUCUCUAUCGAGCGCCGCACCGGAAACCUCUACUCCUGGACCCUUCGUGGCCCCCAGGCCAUGGAACUCUUCGGCCUGAAUUUGGCUAUCAUGGACGACUCGGACGCCCAAGGAGUCUCCAUUAUGCGCAACAUUUGUCAAUCCUUCAGCUCCGCUCAUACACACGCUUUCACUCUCCCUCACCUUCGACCACUUUACCACCACCUCUUUCGACGAAGAAACCGUUUGCAGGCUGUUUAG